UGUUUCCACUAAACGUUAACAUUAAUAUACUUGGACGAAUUCAGAUUAAUUAAGUAAAUUAAAAACAAGAUUAACUCCUAAAAUUUCAGCAUUAUUCCAUUUAUAAAUUUUUAUAACAAUAAUUUGAUAUAUCCUCAUUUAUUUUCUUCUAUUUCGACAUAAUAAACUAUAAAUCAAAGUUUGUAAUAACGGAAUCACAACUUAUUUCCGGAGAUAAUGCCAAUACGGGAAAUAGACUAGGAGUAAAUUAGUCAAACGAGUAGUUGUUUAAACCAGUAUUCUAAUGGAUAUUAAGGGAAUAUUAUUUGUUUUUCUCUCAUUAUUUCUUAAUUUGACGUUCUCGAACACCGAAUGUCCCGAUAUUUGUUUCUGUGAUGAUAAUAUACAAUACGUAGUUUGUGUAGGUGAUGGAUUAUGGUCAAUCCCACAAGAUUUACCGGAGACGGCUGUCAAACUAGAACUACGGAAUUUUUUGUUAAAUAUUCUCUCUGUCGAGGAUUUUAAAGAUUUGAUACACCUGCGAGAACUGAAACUGCAACAAAUGCAAACUACUACUAUAGAGGCUGGAGCAUUUAAUGCAUUGAAAAAUUUAUCUCGAUUGGAAAUGAAUCAAAAUCUACUUUCCAGUUUGACAGAAGGCAUUUUCGAAGGGCUAAGACAGCUACGUUACCUCGAUAUUUCAUCAAAUAAACUGCUUGAUAUUGAAAAAGCAUUCCAAUAUCUCGGAGAGUUGGAACAAUUAAAUCUUCGAGCCAAUGAACUAUCUCGACUAACAGAAAACAGUUUUACCGGAUUAAAUAAGGUACAAUAUUUGAAUCUAGAUUCUAAUAAGAUAAACUAUAUUCACAACGAAACUUUUCAAUAUCUAAGAAGUUUAGCUCAUUUAAUACUCAGCAAUAAUCCUCUUAUGAAGUUUCCUCUCUUAACUUUUUAUAGUACAAGACUUCAAUAUAUUGAUUUAUCUCGAAUUGGCAUAGACAGUGUUCCGCAAGGUCUUAAAAGAUACGUGAGAGAUCUUCGAUUGGCCAAAAAUAAUUUAACAGUAAUACAUCGAGGUGAAUUUGACAGUUAUAUUUAUUUAGGUUUACUUGUUUUGGACGAUAAUAAUAUAACUGAAAUUGAAAAUAACUCUUUUUCAAAUCAAAACUACUUGAUGAGACUUUGGUUAAACGGUAACAAAUUAACAAAUGUACCAUCGAAUCUACCUUCAAGUCUUAGAUCGCUUUAUAUCGAAGAAAAUCAUUUAAUCAGUCUGCCUAAUUACAGCUUUCGAGGUUUGAUCGAAUUAGAGCAAUUGUUUUUACAAAGAAACAAAAUAGAAAAUAUUUCUAAGAGUGCAUUUUAUGAUCUGAAAAAUUUGCAGCAUUUAGAUCUGCAGGCUAAUUUGAUAACAAUUUUAACUGAUGGAUUAUUUGCUAAUUUAACAUCUUUAGAAACAUUGGAUAUUUCUCAAAAUAAUAUUAAAAAAAUAGAAUCUAAAUGUUUCCUGCCAUUAACAAAAUUGUCUACAUUGCAUUUAGCAAGAACUAAAUCUAAAACUAUUUUAGAAAAUGGCUUAUUUUAUCCUCUUAAAAAUCUAAUCAAUUUAGAUCUAUAUGACAGUCCAGAAAUAACAAAAAUAAUAGUAAAUUCCACUGAAAUCCUUAAAAAUCUUAAAAAUGUUCAGCAGUUAAAUCUUCGAAGCAAUAACUUAAAAAAUUUACGUCAAGAUUUCCCUUCUUUUUUUCCUAACCUAAAAAUGAUUAAGUUAAAUGAAAAUAUAUGGGAAUGUGAUCAAAAUAUUCUUUGGCUAAUCCAAUGGAUAAAAACAGAAACAAGUGUGACUUUCUAUGAAAAACAAAGUAUUUUAUGUGCAUCUCCACCUGUUAUGAAAAAUAAACAAAUCAUUUUUCUAAAUAGAAAAGAUUUUAUAAGUGAAAACCCAACAAUUUCUACAGAAAUAACAACAAUACAUCAAAAACGAUACCCAUCUCAAGUUACUAUCAAAGGUUAUAACACAACAAUAAAACCAGUUGCAUCAGAUAAUUUUACAACUUUAGAAAAUGGAAAAAUCUCAAAUGAUAACAGUUAUGAAGUAGUAAAUACAGGUUACAAAUUAAAAAAUUAUACAACUGAUUUGUCAACAAAUAUUUAUAAAAUGGAAACUUUAACAAGUGUUCCAACAUUUAAAGAACUUAUUACACAAAAAACUUCAAAAGAAAAGAUCACAAAUAGCAUUGUAAUAGCUUGUGUGGUUCUUGUAUGUGUAAUACUUACCAUUUUGGUAGUAAUGAUUUUUUAUAAAAUAAAACAUAAAGACAAUAUUUCAUAUUCAGCACAAACCAAUGAAUCUGAUAUAAUUACUGAAAUGAAUACUGGUGAAGGAAUAGGAAACAAACUGUAUUAUGUAGUAGAAAAUCCAAACAUGCUUGGUGAUUCAAAUUCAGAUACUUAUUCAAAUGCUUCUUUGCAAUAUGUAUCCAAUCCUAUGUCUAUUGAAUCAAAAACUCAAUAUAUUAAUGGAAUAUUUCCAUAACAGAAAACUUCAGCAAAAUGAUUCUUAAUAAAAAUUAAUAUACUUAAAAAAUUUCAACUAAUAGAGCAUUUUUCUUAGGUGGCACCCAUUAAUUAUGUAUACAGUUUAAGGGGAGAAAUGGGUUUGUAAAAAGUGCAUUAAGGGGAAGGAAGGGUCAAAGUAUUUUUGUGGGCUGCAUGGUCCUUUUUUAGUGAUAUUAGUGGCAUUCAAAUUUGUUCUUAUAAGCUCACUUACUAAUCAUGUGAAUAAACUAUCAGAAAAUAUUUUCAUAACUUUUUAAAAUCAUUUCUUCAAUAUCAGAAGGUCUGUGAACUGUUGUAAACAUAAUUGAAAGGAUAAAAAUUUGCUAAAGGUACAUCACUGUACACAACAGGAAGGAGAGUUAAAAGUACCUCAAAAACUGUACGUGUAAUUAAUGGACAACUCCUUAAUACUGCUAUUUUCUUGAAGUAAAUUACUGUAUCAUUCUGAAGAUCUAUUUUAAGCUGUUUUUUUUCAACAGUUUUAAAAAGGUUUAUAUAUGAAAUACUGAAAUAUAAGAAAAUUUGUAAA
This is a messenger RNA of Centruroides sculpturatus (bark scorpion), 3067 nucleotides long. RefSeq names its product chondroadherin-like protein. Gene Ontology annotation, cellular component: membrane; extracellular matrix. The transcript has a single exon. Gene Ontology annotation, biological process: immune response; toll-like receptor signaling pathway. The record is from RefSeq and is a predicted model, not a curated record. Gene Ontology annotation, molecular function: protein binding; transmembrane signaling receptor activity. The coding region runs from base 284 to 2515 and encodes 743 amino acids. Lineage: Eukaryota; Metazoa; Arthropoda; Arachnida; Scorpiones; Buthidae.